AUGGCUAUCGUUGACGGACUACUCCAAGGGUACAAUUUCUUCCUCACCUUGUCCACUUUCCAGCAGCUUUCCAUCCUCAUUGCUGCUCCGUUUGUGUACAAUAUCGUAUGGCAGUUGCUCUACUCGUUGAGGAAAGACCGUGUGCCGCUUGUGUUUUACUGGAUCCCCUGGUUUGGCCUGGCGGUCGGGUAUGGACAACAGCCGUAUGAGUUUUUUGAAAACUGCCGCAAGAAACAUGGCGAUGUGUUUGCUUUUAUGUUGUUGGGGCGGGUCAUGACCGUCUAUUUAGGCCCCAAGGGCCACGAGUUUAUCCUCAAUGCCAAGUUGUCUGAUGUUUCCGCGGAGGAAGCGUACCAGCAUUUGACGACCCCCGUGUUUGGCAAGGGCGUCAUAUACGACUGCCCUAACGCACGGUUGAUGGAGCAGAAAAAGUUUGCAAAGUUUGCCUUAACCACGGACUCGUUUAGGAGGUAUGUCCCGCUCAUCAGGGAGGAGGUGUUGAGCUACUUUGUCAAGUCGCCAAUGUUUAAUUUGUCAAAGCAGAGUUCAGGCGUGGCCAAUGUCAUGCAGACACAGCCGGAGAUUACCAUAUUCACUGCGUCGAGAUCGCUCAUGGGCGCAGCGAUGCGCAACCGCUUCGACGAGUCCUUUGCUCAGCUUUAUUCGGACUUGGACAAGGGCUUUACCCCGGUGAACUUUGUCUUUCCCAACUUGCCAUUGCCGCAUUAUUGGAAGCGAGACGCGGCGCAGCAGAAAAUAUCCCAAACGUACAUGAAGGAGAUCACCAAGAGACGUGAAGCUGGAGUCGACGCCAACGACGACUUGAUCAGCUCGUUGAUGGUCAACUCCACGUACAAGGACGGCGUCAAGAUGAGCGACCAGGAGAUUGCCAACUUGUUGAUUGGGGUGCUCAUGGGCGGCCAGCACACGAGCUCCUCCACGUCGGCCUGGUUCUUGUUGCACUUGGGAGAGAAGCCGGAGUUGCAGGAGCAACUAUACGACGAGAUUCAGUCCGUGUUGAAGCCAAAAGGCGGCCGCCUCGACGACUUGACUUACGAGGACUUGCAAGGGAUGUCCUUGGUCAACAACACCAUCAAGGAAACGUUGAGGAUGCACAUGCCUCUACACUCCAUCUUUCGCAAAGUCAUGUCGCCGCUUGUGGUUCCAGGGACCACCUUUGUAGUUCCCAGGGGACACCACGUGUUGGUCUCGCCAGGGUACGCGCAUACCAACGAAAAGUACUACCACAACGCGGCAGUGUUUGACCCGCAUCGCUGGGACGACUCCAACUUGGCCAGCAAGGACUCAGACGAGGUUGACUACGGGUUUGGCAAGGUCUCCAAAGGCGUGGGCUCGUCGUAUUUGCCAUUUGGUGGAGGAAGACACAGGUGCAUUGGCGAGCAGUUUGCCUAUGUGCAACUAGGCACUCUCUUGACCACGUUUGUGUACAACUUGCAGUGGGAACUAAAGGGCAAAACUGUGCCUGAAGUGGACUACACCUCGAUGGUCACCUUGCCUCAAGAGCCUGCGGAGAUUGUUUGGAGAAAGAGACCCACCUGUAUAUGA
Lodderomyces beijingensis is the source of this 1566-nucleotide messenger RNA. The record is from the annotation of a GenBank genome assembly. Lineage: Eukaryota; Fungi; Ascomycota; Pichiomycetes; Serinales; Debaryomycetaceae.